AUGAGUUUCAAGCCUGGGAAGUCCAGAUCCCUGGUCUUGCGGAAAGGGAAGGACACCACUGCAUGGCAAGCAACCAGCUCCAACCUUAACCAGUGGCACCUAGCUGUUGACAAGUCUGGACUUCCUGGGAAGUUCAAGGCCAGAGAAGUCCUUCUCUACAGAGACUCCACUGAUGGGAAGGUGUCUUCAGCAGGGAUAGAGGUCCGCACUGGAAGGAAGUGGCUUGCCAAGUAUGCAGUGGAAAGAGCCUGCGUCACAGCACCCAUGGUGGGUACAGUGGCCAAAGGGCGGGCAGGGCUGGGCAGCAACCUGAAGCCCUGCUACAGCAGAGUGACAGGAAAGGACAGGCGUAAGCUCAUCCAAGAGGAGGUUCAGGCAGAGGUGGAAGAGGCUUGCUUCAGCAGUGUGGUGGGCAUGAGCAAGCAGGAGGCCUGGACCAAGUGGGAGCAUGUUUCCAGCCGUAAGAUCACCUGGACUGAUGUAUGGAGGGCGGAGCCACAUCAUUUCAGGUUCCUCGUCCAAGCGGUGUAUGAUGUCUUCCCAAACCCCAGUAACCUAUUCACCUGGGGCCUGAUAGACUCACCUGCGUAUCAGCUCUGCCAGAGAAAAGGGUCUCUUGAGCACAUCCUAAACUGCUGCCCAAAGGCCCUGGGAGAUGGCAGAUACUGCUGGCGCCAUGACCAAGUCCUGCGGGCAAUAGUAGAUACCAUCUGCACUGGCAUAUACACCAGCAAGAGUCAACCUCUAAGCAGGAGCAUGAUUGUCUUUGUUCGAGCAGGGGAGAAACUGCAACCCUCCAAGAAGACCCAAGGGGGCCUGCUCACGACAGCAAGGGACUGGCAGCUCUUGGUCGAUCUGGGGAGGCAGUUACGAUUCCCAGAUUACAUCGCAGCCAUGACACUCCGCCCGGACAUGGUGCUGUCAUCAACUUCCACCAGGCAGGUUGUGCUGCUUGAACUAACUGUUCCUUGGGAGGACAGAAUAGAGGAAGCCCAGGAGAGGAAGAGGGCUAAAUACGCAGAACUCAUAGCUGAGUGCCGGAGGAAUGGCUGGAAGGCCCGCUGCGAGCCUAUUGAAGUGGGCUGCAGGGGCUUCGCAGGCAGAUCUCUACACCGUGUCCUUGGGCUCAUAGGGACUUGCGGUCUGCAGAGACAAAGAGCCACCAAGAACAUCUUGGAAGCAGCUGAAAAGGCUUCAUGGUGGCUCUGGUUGAGGAGGGGGGAGGCGUGGCAUAGUGCGCUACCUGGACACAAAUUGGGGAACUGGGUCGGCCGAGUGAGGGUGUAUGACUAA
This is a messenger RNA of Cyprinodon variegatus (sheepshead minnow), 1293 nucleotides long. RefSeq lists its product as uncharacterized. The record is from RefSeq and is a predicted model, not a curated record. NCBI's taxonomy places the organism in Eukaryota, Metazoa, Chordata, Actinopteri, Cyprinodontiformes, Cyprinodontidae. Bases 1 to 1293 code for a protein of 430 amino acids. The transcript is spliced from 2 exons.